UUUUAAACCUUAUGUAUCCUUUAUUUUCUUGAGUUCACACUCUAAAUCAAAAAUCUACAACUCUCACUUACUUUGACCACUAUACCAUCACCACCACCACAAACUAAUCUCUCUGAGCUGCCCCACAUCUGCAUCUUUAGAGAGAGAAAGUACUGCAAGUAGAGAGAGAAACAGUGAAGAAAAAGUCUGUCUCUUUCCUUUUGUUUUGAAAACAAAACCCUAAUUCAACUUCAACCCCAUAUUAGGCAAAAAAGGAACAACUUAACCUACUACAAACCAUCAAUUUCAUGAUCCGUGGGCUGUUUAUUCUCUUUUAUACGCAUACCCUUUUGUCCAAAGACAAAGAUAAAGCGUGGUGUUUGCAGAUCAGAGCUUUAAAGACUACAAAUUUCGAAAAAUGGAUUCUUGUAAUAGUGGAAGCAUGUCCUCAAGUGGCGGAGAUGAUGAGUAUGAUUCACGCGCCGAGUCUUCAUUCUCAGCUUUCUUGAACCACACUCACAAUAACACAUUGGCCCAUGUUGGCCCCAUGCCUAACCCACCUCCGCAGCCGCCGCCACCAAACCACCACCAGCACUCCAUGUUUGACCCUCUAUCAAAUUACUUCGACCCUUCUUCAUCAUCUUCAUCUAGACCAUCACCUCUCUCAAACGCUAAUCCGCUUCUUAAUCUUGACAUGGUUUGGUCUAAAAACUUAAGAUCUGACCCUAAUUGCACUAAUCUUGCCGGUUUUGUAGCCGCUUCUUCCUCACCAACCCAACCAUUUUUCACCAACCAAACUCAAAAUAGACCAUCUUUUAACCCUCCCACUCAGAUCCCUCAUGGUCAAGAAUCAGCUAAUGCUACGAGACUAGAGCCAGGGUUAGGUGCAGCCGGAGGUUCAAAUGAUCAUCAGCCUCGAAAUAAUAAUCCAAAAAAAAGGUCUAGAGCUUCAAGGCGUGCACCAACUACAGUUCUGACGACAGACACCACUAAUUUCCGAGCCAUGGUUCAAGAAUUUACUGGUAUCCCUGCACCACCCUUCACGUCCUCACCUUUUCCAAGAACCAGGCUUGAUAUAUUUGGCAAUUCUUCUUCUGCUUUUAGAUCAUCAACUCCUACAGAUUCCCCACAGUUACCUUCUUAUCUUUUAAGACCAUUUGCUCAGAAAAUCCAACCGCCAUUUCUCCCCACUGCCACCACCGCCGCCACCACCACCACCACUGCCAUUACUGGCUCUACUUCUGAGUUAGGUUUUCUAAAAUACCCACAAAAUUUACUCAACAUGCAGAAUAAUCCAAUCCUCAAUCUCCAUUCUCUUCUUCAACCAACCACUAAAUAUCCACUUCAAGACUCAUCACAACACCAACAAUUAGAUAUUCCAUCGAAUGAUUCUCAACUCAAAAUGGGUCUUAUGGAAGAGUUCGGUUUAAGCCACGGACAUGUUCCCGGUCUACAUAAUAUAGUGUCAUCAUCCGAUACAGCAUUGCGAAGAAAUGAUCAGAGUAACUGGGUAUCAGACGGAGGAGUAGGGUCAAAUGAAGGUGAGCUUUUAAGGUCCAUCAAUGGCGGAAAUUACGUACACAAUAGCAAUAGUAACACACACGGCGUUGGUAAUAAUGGGAAACUGAACUACACGGCGGCUUCUUCUUCAUCGGAGUUUCGUCAUGGCGAUAAAGGUGCGGCGGAAACGAAUUUGGUGGGGAAUAAUUCAAGAAGUGAAGGUAUGGUGGAAUCGUGGAUUUGUUCUUCAGAUUAAUUAGGAAUAUAUUAUAUUAUAUAUAUACAAAUUUAUGAUCAGAGAAGAGAAUGAAGCAUAUUUUUCUGUCGUCUCUCAAAUCUUAACCUUAUGACAUUUCAGUAUAAUUAGAAUAUUGUUCUUUAUUUCUUUUUUUAAUUAUAUAUGUAAAUAAUAGUAGCUUAUUUUAUAUACUUCACAUUUCUCUA
Messenger RNA from Mercurialis annua (annual mercury), 1923 nucleotides. RefSeq lists its product as uncharacterized. The transcript is spliced from 2 exons. The coding region runs from base 398 to 1735 and encodes 445 amino acids. The record is from RefSeq and is a predicted model, not a curated record. Lineage: Eukaryota; Viridiplantae; Streptophyta; Magnoliopsida; Malpighiales; Euphorbiaceae.